Anopheles nili is the source of this 4233-nucleotide messenger RNA. It is a transcript of the gene ry, whose product is annotated as xanthine dehydrogenase. Gene Ontology annotation, molecular function: FAD binding; 2 iron, 2 sulfur cluster binding; molybdopterin cofactor binding. Lineage: Eukaryota; Metazoa; Arthropoda; Insecta; Diptera; Culicidae. Bases 93 to 4166 code for a protein of 1357 amino acids. The transcript has 2 exons. The record is from RefSeq and is a predicted model, not a curated record.
UGUGCAUUUCCUUACAAUCAUUUGAAACACCAAGUGAUACCAACCACAGCUGUGAGUGUUCUUUUGCAAACGUUGCAAAAAAUAGACGAAUAAUGGACCCAACGAAUGGCUGCUCAGAACUCAAGAGUCUGGAAAAACGGUUCGCUACAAAACAACCCCUGGUAUUUUUUGUCAAUGGAAAGAAGAUUAUCGACGAUAGUCCUGACCCGGAAUGUACCUUACUUGUGUAUUUGCGGGAAAAGCUGCGACUUUGCGGCACGAAGCUUGGAUGCGCUGAGGGAGGCUGCGGAGCGUGUACCGCCAUGGUGUCAAAGGUAGACAGAAAAACGGGUUUGCUGCAUCAUCUUGCGGUCAAUGCCUGCCUCACGCCCGUCUGUGCAGUCCAUGGGAUGGCCGUGACAACUGUCGAGGGAAUCGGCAGUACUCGAACCCGUCUGCAUCCUGUCCAGGAGCGCAUCGCCAAAGCCCAUGGUUCGCAAUGUGGUUUCUGCACUCCCGGCAUUGUGAUGUCGAUGUAUUCGCUGCUCCGCAGCUCACCCGUUCCGUCAAUGAAAGAGCUCGAGGUGGCCUUUCAGGGUAACUUAUGCCGCUGCACCGGGUAUCGCCCAAUCUUGGAGGGAUAUAAAACUUUCACCAACGAAUAUGGUAACAGCUGCGCUAUGGGAGAAAAGUGCUGUCGCAAUGGAAACGGCAACGGUUGCGCAAGUAACAAAGACCGUUUGGAGGUAGCAACUGUGCUUUUUCAGCCCCGGGAAUUUGUUCCGUACGAUCCGUCACAAGAACCGAUUUUCCCACCAGAGCUGAAGCUCUCCGAUAAGUUGGAUUUGAAUUCAUUUGUCUUUCGAAACUCUCAAACCGCCUGGUACCGACCAACAACUCUUAAUGAUUUGCUUGCGUUAAAGCAAGUGCAUCCAGAGACAAAAAUUGUAGUUGGCAACACGGAGGUCGGCGUCGAGGUUAAAUUCAAACAUUUCGAGUAUCCCGUUCUUGCCUACCCAUGCCAGAUAAAGGAGCUGAUUACCAUAGAGCGUCAUGAUCAUGGUUUGAAGAUAGGGUCAGCGGUCACGUUGAAGGACAUGGAAAAUGCAUUACGAAAGGAAAUUGCAACUGAACCGGAGUCAGCGACGCGCCUGUACUCGGCUAUUGUCGACAUGCUGCACUGGUUCGCAGGCAAACAAAUUCGUAAUGUUGCGUCGGUGGGAGGAAACAUUAUGACUGGGAGCCCCAUUUCGGAUCUAAAUCCUAUCUUCACUGCGGCUGCAGUUGAGUUGACGGUGGCAAGUUUGAGUGGAGGAAUCCGCACGGUCCACAUGGGUGAUGGAUUUUUUACAGGCUAUCGAAAGAAUGUGAUUCAAUCACAUGAAGUCCUUGUAUCGGUGUUCAUUCCACGGACAACGAAAUAUCAACAUUUUAUUGCACAUAAGCAAGCCAAACGCAGAGACGAUGAUAUAGCCAUUGUGAACGGAGCAUUUAACGUCCGUUUUGAGCCGAAUUCGGACGUCGUUGAGGAGCUUCAUUUGGCAUUCGGUGGUAUGGCGCCUACAACGGUAUUGGCCAAGAAGACCGCACACGCUUUGAUAGGGGCCCGAUGGGAUGCACUGCUAGUGGAACGUUGCAACGAUCUACUGGUGAAGGAACUCCCUCUCAGUCCCUCGGCCCCAGGCGGAAUGAUUGUGUAUCGUCGUUCACUGACGUUGAGCCUCUUUUUCAAAGCGUAUCUCGCAAUAGCUCAGGCGCUCGAUAAACAACUAAUUCCAGGUCGGCAGCCUCUUUGCGAUCGCGAAAAGAGUGGGUCCAAUAGCUUCCAUACAUUGGCACCCAAAAGUGCGCAGCUUUUUGAAAAGGUUGCAAGUGAUCAGCUGAUCACCAACCCAAUCCGACGACCAGAGGUACACGCAUCGGCCUUCAAGCAAGCCACGGGAGAAGCUGUCUACUGUGAUGAUAUUCCAAAGUUCGCGAACGAACUAUACCUAGCAUUUGUGUACAGCACAAAGGCUCAUGCCAAAAUUUUAUCUAUUGAUGCUUCGGAAGCGUUAAAAGUUGAGGGUGUUAGCCGAUUUUUCAGUGCAGCAGAUUUGACCGAAGAACAAAACAAAGCUGGUCCUGUGUUUCAUGAUGAGUUUGUUUUUGUAAAGGACACCGUUACUGCCCAGGGACAGAUAAUCGGCGCUAUCGUAGCUGACAACCAAAAAAUCGCUCAGCGAUCAGCACGAUUGGUGAAAGUUGCGUACGAAGAUUUAGAGCCAGUGAUAGUUACACUGGAAGACGCCAUCAAACAAGAGUCUUUCUUUCCUGAUUUUCCUCGAACCAUCGCCAAGGGUGACGUAGACAAAGCUUUAGCCGAGGCAGAUCUUAUAGUUGAAGGUGACUGUCGCCUUGGCGGACAAGAGCAUUUUUAUUUAGAAACCCAAGCGUGCCUCGCUGUACCCAGAGAUUGUGACGAGAUUGAGGUAAUCAGCAGCACGCAGCAUCCUACAGAAAUACAGAUGCAUGUAGCGCAAACGUUGGGCAUUCCUGCUUCUAAGGUGGUGUCACGAGUAAAACGUCUCGGAGGAGGUUUUGGUGGAAAAGAGUCUCGAGCUGCGAUCGUCGCCAUACCUGUUGCUUUAGCUGCUUAUCGGUUAGGAAGACCUGUGCGUUGUAUGCUAGAUCGAGAUGAAGACAUGGCUGUAUCAGGUACUAGACAUCCGUUCUAUUUUUACUACAAGGUAGGGGUCAACAAAGACGGCACUUUGGUUGGAGGAGACUUUAAGGCUUACAACAACGCUGGUCAUUCUAUGGACCUCUCCUUUGCUGUACUGGAACGUUCCAUGUUUCACAUUCAGAACGCCUAUCGCAUUCCAAAUUUGCGUGUGCGAGGAUGGGUUUGCCGUACAAAUCUUCCUUCAAACACUGCAUUCCGUGGAUUUGGAGGACCACAAGGCAUGAUGGUGGCAGAAACAAUGAUGCGUCACGUCGCACGAACGCUUAAACGAGACUACGUUGAUCUAAUUGAACUCAACAUGUACCGGGAAGGUGACACUACCCAUUACAACCAGCUGAUCGAGGGCUGCAAUGUUGGCAAGUGUUGGAAAGAAUUGAUGCAAUCAUCCGACUUUUAUCGUCGUCGAGAAGCGGUGGAUAAUUUCAAUAUAGAAAAUCGCUGGCGUAAACGCGGUAUCCAUUCCGUUCCAACCAUGUUCGGCAUUGCAUUUACCGUACUACAUCUCAAUCAAAGUGGAGCACUUAUUCACGUGUAUCAGGAUGGCACGGUUCUUCUCACCCAUGGCGGCACUGAGAUGGGACAGGGGCUGCACACUAAAAUGAUUCAAGUCGCUGCAUCAGCCCUAGAAAUACCAUUCGAUCGAAUCCACGUUUCCGAAACUGCAACCGACAAAGUGCCAAAUACAUCCGCUACAGCAGCUAGUGCUGGUUCCGAUUUGAAUGGCGCGGCAGUGCUUAACGCAUGCAACAUCAUCAUGAAACGAUUGGAACCCAUACGCAAGCAAUACCCAGAUAAAGACUGGGAGUUUUGGAUCAGCAAGGCUUACUUCAAUCGUGUGUCUUUAUCGGCAGCCGGAUUCUAUGCCACACCGGAACUUGGAUAUGACUUUUCCACAAAUGCAGGAAAAGCAUUUAACUACUACACAUAUGGUGCCGCUUGUUCGGAAGUGGAAAUCGAUUGUUUAACGGGGGAUCAUCAAGUAAUACGCACUGAUAUCGUUAUGGAUCUAGGCUCCAGCAUUAACCCAGCAAUCGACAUUGGUCAAAUCGAAGGAGGUUUUAUGCAGGGUUAUGGUCUGUUUGCUCUAGAAGAAAUGAUAUAUUCACCCCAAGGACACGUAUAUUCGCGGGGGCCUGGAAUGUAUAAACUACCUGGGUUUGCCGAUAUUCCCGGAGAAUUCAACGUAUCACUGUUAACUGGAGCUCCCAAUCCUCGUGCCGUGUACUCAUCGAAAGCGGUAGGUGAACCGCCUCUUUUCCUGGCAUCUUCAAUCUUUUUCGCAAUACGGGAUGCAAUAGCUGCUGCUAGGAAGGAAGAAACCUUAAAUGAAGAAUUUACAUUAAUUUCGCCGGCCACUUCUGCGCGCAUUCGUACUGCUUGUCAAGAUAAAUUCAUCGAGCGCUUCGUUAACAAAGAAGCUUCUGAAACACUUCAACAUGUAGCUUGGAAUGUAAUGCCUUGACGAAUACUUUGUAAACUAUUUGUCUAACUUGUAAACAUUUUUUAGUGGAACAUUUUUCAUAACAUUU